AUGGAUUUAAAAACCCUACUCGACAAUGGUAAAGCAAUGGAACUGGCAAAAUCUCAUCUGUCUGUGAUGGAAGGAAACACUGAAGAAACUGCACAGGAGAAUGCGUAUCGGAUCAAAUCAGUGAACCAAAACAAAACACGCAAGAAAAACAAUUACUCAGUGAAAAUUUGUUUUUAUUGUGGCGGCUCGUUUCCACACAAAGGUCAGUGUCCUGCUAAAGGGCGAAAAUGUUUUAAUUGCAAUGAUUAUGGUCAUUUUGCAAAGUUUUGUAGGAAGCCAAAACAGAAGAAGUUUUCACGUUCUGUUAAUAAUUUGAAAGCAAGCUCAAAGAACUCAAGUAAAGUUGAAUCUCAAAGUUGUGCAAAUUCUGAAUACUCAAUGAAGGUUGAACAGUCUCAGAUUUGUAAUAAGCUUCCAACAGUUGAAGUGGAUGUUAAUAGUGUUAAAUGCUGUUUUAUUGUUGACAGUGGUUCUAGUGUUAACAUCCUAGACAACAAAGCGUAUCAAGAAAUACGGAGGAAUACUUCCAAAUGUUGCAGGUUGUGUCCUGCUGAUACAAAGUUAUUUGCUUAUGGUAGUGAAAAACCACUGCAGUUAAUUGGCAAAUUUGCUGCAAAUGUGAAGUCAAAUGAUGGCCAGCAACUGUCAGCUGAUUUCUAUGUAAUGAAACAUGCCAAAGGUUGUUUAAUGUCCAAUGACACAGCAGAACAACUUGGAAUACUGAAGAUUAUACAUUCCGUUGAAAAUGAACGAGAAAAGCGUACAAAGGAAAUUCUGUCAGAGUAUGAUAGUAUAUUUCAUGGUGUCGGAAAACUCAAAGGAUACCAGUUAAAGCUGAACAUCGAUGAAUCUGUGGAUCCAGUACAUCAAAACACAGAAGAGUACCAUUUAAAACCAGAGCUAAAGUGGAAAAGGCAAUUAAAGAGCUAUAUGAAAAUGAUAUCUGUGAAGAUGUGGAUAAUACACCAACUCCGUGGGUAUCUCCUAUAG
Molecule: messenger RNA, 990 nt
Organism: Styela clava
Lineage: Eukaryota; Metazoa; Chordata; Ascidiacea; Stolidobranchia; Styelidae
Source: RefSeq, a predicted model, not a curated record